Molecule: messenger RNA, 1728 nt
Organism: Lodderomyces beijingensis
Lineage: Eukaryota; Fungi; Ascomycota; Pichiomycetes; Serinales; Debaryomycetaceae
Source: the annotation of a GenBank genome assembly
AUGUCGAAAAGACCCCUUUCAGUAGACGAAUUUUUGAGAGAUGACGAGAUUGUGCCGAGAUUUGUCCCCAAGUCCAAGAAAGCAAAGGUAGAAGAUGGUGGUCUGGAAACAAUAGCAAAGCCUAGCGUGAACCGCAGCCACAAUAGCAAACCAGCACCUUUCAUCAAAAAGAGAACGCAGCAUCGAACCCUAGCGCCUGUACCUCCACCGCGAAGAAGUGAGCCCGAGAAGCCCAAACUGAAAAAGUUUCAAUUUGACUGGGACGCAAACGAGGACACAACGCAUGGUUUAACUCCACUAUUUGACGACGAUGACGAUGAGGAUAGUGAGGACAACGGUAAUGAGAGCAACGACCCUUUAGCGCGGGAAGCGCGGAGUGAACACUGGAGUAUGAAACAGGUAUCGGAGAUGGUUGAGCGAGAUUGGCGCAUAUUCAACGAAGAUUACGGCAUCACCACGCGUGGAAAGAGCAUCCCGCAUGCAAUACGGUACUGGAAUGAAAGCAAUUUGAACGACAAGAUCAUCGCUACUCUCGACAAUUUCGGGUUUGUUGAGCCGACACCUAUCCAGAGGGCAAGUAUACCGAUAGCCUUGCAACUGAGAGACGUUGUGGGCAUAGCUGAGACUGGUAGUGGUAAAACGUUGGCGUUCUUGUUGCCGCUAUUGAACUAUUUGCAGGCAGUAGAUGAAAACUACAUGCGGUUUGAAAAAAUCAAAAAUGAGCCAUUGGCGUUGAUCUUGGCUCCCACGCGGGAAUUAGCAUUGCAGAUCUCGCGAGAAGCGGAAAAGUUUGGCAAAGUGUUGGGUUUUAAUGUGAUGUCAAUCAUUGGUGGGAGACAGUAUUCGGAAACGCUCGAUGAAAUUGAGUCGAUGAGGGGGAGAGGCGUGCAUAUUGUAGUUGGUACCCCAGGUCGACUACUUGAUUCUAUAGAGCGAAAGAUGUUGAGUUUCGCCAAGUGCUACUAUCUCGUCAUGGAUGAAGCUGACCGGAUGAUUGAUAUGGGGUUUGAAAAAGACCUCAACAAGUUGCUUGAUCGAUUGCCAAAGAACGAAAAAUUGUCAAGUAGUAUUGACGGGAGAUUAUUCCAUCUUGGUAAGAGGUUGACGUUGAUGUAUACGGCCACUAUUUCUCCCCCAGUUGAAAAGAUUACCAAAACGUAUCUCGCCGAUCCUGCUUACGUCUACAUUGGCGGCGCUGGCGAGGCCUUGGACAAUAUUGAUCAAAAGUUUGAAUACCUUUCGUCGCUUACGGAAAGUUCCAGAUUAAGCAAGAUGUUGAAGAUUGUGCAGGAGCAGCAAAGGAAAAACAGACAAGCUUUGAUUAUUAUUUUUGCAAACUUCAAACAUGUUUGCGAUACGCUAUCGCAGGAGUUGGAGAACGAAGGGUUGUCCAAUGUGGUGAUACACGGCUCCAAGUCUCAAGAGAUGAGAGAAUAUGCGCUUGAGCAGUUUAAAAAGCACGAGGUGCCCAUCUUGAUCGCCACUGACGUUGCAGCGAGAGGUAUCGAUGUGCCGAAUGUGAGUCUUGUGAUUAAUUAUCAAAUGAGUCAAAAAUUUGAGGAAUACAUACACCGGAUUGGUAGAACCGGAAGAGCCGGCAACACGGGUGAGAGUUUUACUUUUCUCGAUGAUGACGAUCAGGGUGUAUUCAUGCCUUUGAAAAAGUUUUUGAAAAAGGGAGGUAAAAAAAUACCAGAGUGGCUAUACAGGUAUAACUCUGCUGCUUAG